CAGGAGCAAAAAGCGUACAACAGGUUACAAACUAUCAGGUGCAUCUUAACAUCUCCAUCUGCAUCUGGCUCAGAUUGACCUAUGGGGGUCGUUUACCAUGGAUACAACAGAUCAACCAAACACGACUCAAGAGGAACCUUCUCUACUCAAAGCCACAUCGUCCAACUGCUGCUUUUCAAUGAAUGAUGAGAACCUCCUCAACCUGGAUGACAGCACCAAGCUGGUUGGAGUUCAGGUUAUUCUCAUCCUGGCUUACAGCACUAUCAUCUUGUUCGGAGUCACAGGAAACUCUUUGGUGAUUUACGUCGUGUACAAGUUUAAAAACCUGCGGACCGUGACUAACUUCUUCAUUGUGAACUUGGCUGUGGCUGACUUGCUGGUCAACACACUGUGUUUGCCGUUCACCCUCGUCUACACGCUCUACGACGAGUGGAUAUUCGGUCAGGUUUUGUGCUUCAUGCUGCCCUUUGCUCAGGGCAUGACAGUGCACGUAUCCACCAUGACGCUGAACAUCAUUGCUCUGGACCGCCACAGGAGCAUUGUACAUCACAUGGAUACCAAGAUGUCCAAAGACUUGUGUGCAAUGGUCAUUGUCUUCUCUUGGGCCAUUAGCGCCUUACUGGCCAGUCCGCUGGCCAUUUUCCGGGAGUACGGUUCCUUCAGUUUUUCCCCAGACGGUUCCAUUCAAGUGUGUACAGAGAAGUGGCCAGGAAGCAGCAUGAAUGGACGGAUCUACAGUAUGUCAAUGCUUCUGGUCCAAGUGGGCGUGCCUUUGGUCAUUAAUUCUGUUGCGUACAUACGCAUUUGGAACAAACUGAAGAAACACAUGACGUGUGGUCGAAACGACCAUCAACGAAGGAGCAAAACCACUAAGAUGAUGUUGACCAUGGUGGUGGUGUUUGUCGUAAGCUGGUUGCCCUUCCAUGCAUUUCAGCUGGCGAUCGACAUCGACAGCACCGUUCUGCAUAUGAAGGACUUCAAGCUGCUCUUCACCGUGUUCCAUAUCAUCGCGAUGUGCUCGACGUGUGUGAACCCCAUCCUGUAUGGGUGGAUGAACAACAACUACAGGACAGCCUUUUUGUCUGUGGUCAAAUGUUACCGGCCCUUAAGCGUGAGGUAUAGAUGCUCUAAAGAUGGAGAGAAAGAGAAGGAUGAAGACAGGGUUUGUUCAGACUUCAGAUCAACAAAUCUGUAA
Molecule: messenger RNA, 1195 nt
Organism: Nematolebias whitei (Rio pearlfish)
Lineage: Eukaryota; Metazoa; Chordata; Actinopteri; Cyprinodontiformes; Rivulidae
Product: neuropeptide Y receptor type 2-like
Exons: 2
Coding region: 98-1195 (365 amino acids)
Biological process (GO): G protein-coupled receptor signaling pathway
Cellular component (GO): membrane
Molecular function (GO): neuropeptide Y receptor activity
Source: RefSeq, a predicted model, not a curated record